Messenger RNA from Gastrolobium bilobum, 1777 nucleotides. Its product is annotated as pentatricopeptide repeat-containing protein At1g07590, mitochondrial. Gene Ontology annotation, cellular component: mitochondrion. Lineage: Eukaryota; Viridiplantae; Streptophyta; Magnoliopsida; Fabales; Fabaceae. Gene Ontology annotation, molecular function: protein binding. The transcript has 2 exons. The record is from RefSeq and is a predicted model, not a curated record. The coding region runs from base 3 to 1547 and encodes 514 amino acids.
GCAUGCGAAGUUUGAUAGGCUUCGCACCGCAGAGGUUGUUCAUUGAGGCAAUACGUCGAACACCUUGUGGCAUUGAAACCCAUCUUCAUCUUAAGCUGAAUUUGAAAUUGUUGUGCACCCAACCACCACAAAACCAGGAGUGCCUGUCUUUGAGAAUCGAGAAGCUUCCCAAAGGAGAAUCUGUUGGGUCUGCUUUCCGUAGUUGGAUGGGAGAUGGUUUCCCUGUUCACGGCGGUGACGUCUUUCACGCCAUUAACCGUCUCAGGAAGCUCAAGAUGAACAAACGCGCACUUGAGGUGAUGGAAUGGGUGAUCAGGGAGAAACCCUAUAGACCUAGAGAACUGGAUUACUCUUAUCUUGUGGAAUUUACAACUAAGUUUCAUGGGAUUUCACAUGGGGAGAAGCUCUUGACUCGUGUUCCUCGUGAAUUUCAGAAUGAGUUGCUCUACAACAAUCUAGUGAUUGCAUGUUUGGAUAAAGGUGUCGUAAGACUUUCACUUGAGUACAUGAAAAAAAUGAGGGAAUUGGGUUAUCCCAUCUCGCAUUUGGUUUUCAACCGCCUCAUAAUUCUGCAUUCAUCACCUAGCCGCAAGAAGAUGAUACCCAAAUUACUCACCCAAAUGAAGGCUGAUAAGGUCACCCCACAUGUGUCCACCUUCAACAUUUUGAUGAAAAUAGAAGCCAAUGAACAUAAUCUUGAAAAUUUGGUGAAGGUCUUCAGUAAUAUGAAACGAGCACAGGUUGAACCAAAUGAAAUAUCUUACUGCAUUUUAGCUACUUCACAUGCAGUGGCCAGGUUAUAUACUGCAACUGAAGCAUAUGUUGAAUCUGUGGAGAAGUCUAUUACAGGGAAUAACUGGUCAACAUUGGAUGUCCUGCUUAUAUUGUAUGGGUAUCUAGGGAACCAAAAGGAGCUGGAAAGAAUUUGGGGCAUCAUUCAAGAACUCCCCUUUGUUAGAUCUAAAAGUUAUAUGUUAGCCAUUGAAGCACUUGGUAGAAUUGGACAGCUAAACCGAGCUGAAGAACUUUGGUUAGAUAUGAAAUCAACAAAAGGAUUGAAAUCUAUAGAGCAAUUCAAUUCUAUGAUAUCUGUAUAUUGCAAACAUGGAUUUGUAAACAAAGCAUCUAGACUGUACAAAAACAUUAAGACAAACGGGUGCAAACCGAAUGCCAUAACUUUUCGUCAUCUUGCUCUGGGCUGCUUGAAAUCAGGUAUGACAGAGCAAGCUUUGAAGACAUUAGACUUGGGCAUGCGUUUGAAACUUAGCAAGAGUGUUAGAAAUUCAACCCCAUGGUUGGAGACCACUCUUUCAAUUGUUGAGAUUUUUGCUGAGAAUGGUGAUGUGGGAAAUGUUGAGAGAUUGUUUGAAGAAUUUCAUAAAGCUAAGUAUUGUAGGUAUACUUUUGUAUAUAAUACCUUGAUUAAGGCUUAUGUAAAAGCUAAGAUUUAUGAUCCAAAUCUUUUGAGAAGGAUGAUUCUUGGAGGAGCUAGGCCAGACGCUGAAACUUACAGUCUUUUGAAAGUUGCUGAACAGUUUCGGACCUGAUUUUGAUUGAUAAUUUUUGACAAAUUUUGUGUACCUUUAGAGAACAUCUACCAUUGCUUCUGGAAGCUCCUUUUGUUUGCAUUUACCACUGAUAAGGUAAAGAUGCUGAGAGUAUAAAUGUUGAUUUGCAUCUCCAGCUUCAGCCACACUACUAGAUAAAUUCUGAGAUGAACUGGGCUCAUUUAUUAGUUAGAUGAAAUUUAUGGAUGUGUAAAAUAGCAUUUUUGUAA